Ceratina calcarata is the source of this 1799-nucleotide messenger RNA. RefSeq names its product G-protein coupled receptor 143. Bases 323 to 1417 code for a protein of 364 amino acids. Gene Ontology annotation, biological process: regulation of calcium-mediated signaling; G protein-coupled receptor signaling pathway; melanosome organization. The record is from RefSeq and is a predicted model, not a curated record. The transcript has 6 exons. NCBI's taxonomy places the organism in Eukaryota, Metazoa, Arthropoda, Insecta, Hymenoptera, Apidae. Gene Ontology annotation, cellular component: plasma membrane; melanosome membrane. Gene Ontology annotation, molecular function: L-DOPA receptor activity; L-tyrosine binding; L-DOPA binding.
UGGCGUAUAUAGUUGAAUGAGCGCCAAUGAUCGUGGCCGGAAAGCGCCGGAAAGCGCCGGAAAGGCAGAAACCGCGUACGCGUACGGCUUUGUUUUUGCAUAAAAAUGAGUGUAGAUUCGUCGACCGAUCGAUAGAAUCGUUCUGAAACAGAUUCUGUAUCGAAAGUAUAGUGACGAAUCGUUCGCGUCCGAUUCUACGGAUCGAACGCGCUAAAGUCAGAGCUGAAUAAUCGUAUCGAUCGUACCGAACGGUUCUUCUUCGUCUUUGUUCUAAUUAGAUUUAUGGUUGAUGCUCGACGCUUCGAGAGCGACGAGAUAAACCAUGGCUGAUCCAACGAUACAAACGUUCUGUUGUCGUCAUUCGAACAGAACGGACAUGGCGAUAGUAAUAAUGCAAGAAUUUAACACGGACGUUUACAAUGCCGUCUGCAUGCUCUCUUCUUCCAUAGGCAUUUUAGGCGCGGUGUACCAGAUACUUCCGAGAGAAACGUCAGAUCUACCUCACAGGUGGCAAAGCUUCUCCUCGUCCAGGGGAAGAGAAAUUAUUAUGUGGCUCGCGAUCGCGGACCUCUUAGCGUCGAUGGGUGUAUUUAUCAGAUCUGCAUUGUGGGUGAAUUUUAAAUCUAUAAUGCCCGUGGAAGACGACACUUCGAGCGUUCUGUUCUGUGCACUCUCAUCGGCCUGGACGCAAUAUUUUUACAUGGCAACGUGGAUUUGGACACUUUGCUACGCCAUCGAUAUGAAACUAUUGCUAGGAGAUCGAUCCGGACGUCCUACUUGUUACCAUGCUUUCGCUUGGAUAUGUCCAGCGAUUCUGACUACGUUUGGCUUGACGAUUUUAUACGUACCCGACGCAAACUGCCAUAAUUUAACUUCGUUGUCCACUGCUGUGUUCCGAAUCCUGCCGAAUUACUGUGCCACGUACGUGUUGCUGGCAGUGGUGAUGAUCGUGAAUCCAGUGCUGUAUUUCGCGUCGUCGCGAGACCUUCAAACUGCCGUUACUUGCAGCCUGGCGCAAAUAACGGGCAGAGAGAGAAAAUUGGUGCAAACGAUAAGACUGAAAUUCGCUUUGACAAACGUCGCCUAUUACUUGUGUUGGUUGCCGAAUUUAAUCAACGGGAUCCUACUGUGGACUCUAUGGUUUCAGUUACCGGUCAAAGCGAUCAUCACCCUUUGGUACGUAAUGGCUGUCACGAAUCCCCUUCAAGCGUUCUUCAAUGCUCUCGUCUAUAAAAGAUGGGAUAAGAGAGAGAAAUUCCGACUGGAAUGCUGCGAGAAGUUAGGGAGCUUCAAGUUGAGCAAGAUCACGAAGGGUCACACUAAUGCGCGCUUGUCGGAGUCGUCGCCCUUAUUGGACACGGAUUUCGGACGACCACGGUACACGAGCAUCAAUGGAUCCUCGUCGUCGUCGUUUUGAGAAGUGUGAUAAGGAUAUUUGGCUUCGUAUUCGUACCGUCGAAAACGUUACACACUGCCUCGCGUCGCUUUUAAACGUAUCUAUAAUUUUAAUACUUGAAUUUAAUAGGGUUCGAAGAGAAAACGUGCUCGACCGUUCGUUUUAUUUUCUGUCAACGCGGGAACGACCCGAGAGAAAUUGCUAUUCAUACGUACACGUCGAAACACCACGUAGCGUGCAUAACUCGGCAAUUUUGAGGCUAGCGUCGCGUGCACGUGGCGCCAUCUAGCGUUCAUGGCUGCAAUUUUUGGGUUAGCUUCACGUGUCCCUUCAGAUUUUGUGAAAUUUCGUUUUUCCUCAAUAACUCCUAAACCCUUGGAGAUACGGGAAAAUUGCUUUCUUG